UGUCUAAGACUGAUGAGACUCAGCAAGUGAUGAGGCGUCGACAAAGGAUGCUAAAGCGGGCGAUUGUGUAAACUGGAUCUGUGACAAUAACGAUUUGAUAUUAACUUUAUCAACACCAGCCGCAGGAGGAGGAGGAGGACAUCGGUUUCAGCUCUUGAAUACAAAGCCCGGAUCUGUUCAGCAUCUUUCGGUGUUUUUGUUGGACCAGGCCCGCCCACACUCCGGAGCAUCUCUAGAAAAGCCGGGCGACAGCAGACAAUAAACCGCUGAUCAUCACACUGGAGGUACUCUGAAGUGAAAAGUGGCCUAACAGGCUGUUUUAAGCUGAACUGAUGUGGAUCAGAAGAGCAGGUUAACCACCGAUGCUCGAAGAUACCAUCUUCAGCGUUACAUAACAGUUUCCACCGGCCGUGAUGGACUUUCCAGGUCAUUUCCAGCACAUCUUCAAGCAGCUCAACCACCAGCGCCUCCAUGCUCAGCUGUGCGACUGUGUGGUGGUGGUUGGAGGUCAGACCUUCCAGGCUCACCGCUCCAUCCUGGCAGCCUGCAGCUCCCACUUCAGGGCUCUGCUCAGCUCCACGGAGGAGGUUGGAGAUCCAGGAGCUGACAGGGGCCCCAAUGUGAUGGAGUUAGACCCAGAGGUGGUGACCCCAGAGGCCUUCUCCACCCUGCUGGACAUGAUUUACACCUCCACCCUCUCUCUUAGGGCCUCUAAUGUGAUGGAUGUGCUGCUGGCGGCGUCGCAUCUCCACCUCAAUGCUGUGGUUAAAGCCUGCAAGCUCCAUCUGUCCAGGAGAAACUUCCCCUCCUCACCGCCUAAAGGAUGGAGGUCAGUGCAGCAGCAGCAGCAGCAGCAGCAGCAGCAGCAAAGUCCGUCUUCCCAGGCAGCAGCCAGUUCACAGCAACAGGUCACAUCAGCCAUGGAGGAGGAUGCUGAUAAAGAGGGAGUGGAGGUGAGUCAGUCUGGAGGGGAUGAAGACAGCGAGGUGCAGAGAGGAGCAUCAUCUGUGAGGCGUAAAAGAAAAUCACACGAGGACAAGCCCAGCGACAGGAAGAGAACCUGCAGGCUGCAUGGAGAAAACUACAAGGAGUGUUCACCCACUGUGACCAGGAGCACCGUGAGCACCAAGGAUGGAGAUCUGUUGUCCCCAGACUGCUUAAAGAUGACUGACAGACUCUGGGAAAACCAAGGAGAUGAUGAAGAGGAGGAGAAAUACGAAGCCACCAAAGGAGAGUCGGAGGAAAUCCAGCUGCCGAGCCAGUCGGACAGCAGCACAGGUGUAGGUGUGAGGGAGAGGGGUGAUGAUACAGAUGGAGACACUGUGGUCAAAGUAAAGGUGGGAGAAGAAGUAGAAGAACCUCAGGUGCCAGUGAUUGAGGUGAAAAAGGAAAAUCUGAGCUCGUAUUCCCCAGAUUUGGCCACUUUAGCAAAUAAUUCUCCUCCGUCUCCACUUGCAGACAAUUUGGAUGCACAGCUAAAUGAUGAGAAGAUGGUGACAGGCUCCCCAGCAGAGGGUGGUGUUAGCUCUUUACAGCUUUGCACAGAUCUUCACUCAGACACACAGAGAGAAGCUGCAGAUUUGGGUGAGGACUCAGUAGAUGGUGAAGGCCUGGACAGCCUGUCUGAUUUGGCCUUUUCCUGCUUCCUCAAUCCCAGUAGUGAAAGCGUGAUGGGGGCUCUGGAGGAAGAAGACAGUCUAGCGAGCCUCACAGCUGCUGCUACUGCUGCUGCCGCUGCUGCCAGUGAUGCUCCUGCAGCUCCUGAACCCACAGGUGAACAAAAAUCAGAGGAAGCAAACGCCUCUUCUGCCAACUCCUCCGAUUCUUCAUCUUCUCUUGUGUUUCCUGUAACUUCUGUCCCCUUGCAGCAGCUUUUCCCAACUCAGAGCCCUGGUUUUAGCGACACAAUCAUCCUCCAGCCCACCCAGAACUCACUGGCGGGGUUUUUGAGUGGGAUCAGACCAGGCCUCAGUCUGGAAGCCUCCCUCGUCCAACCCUCCAGGGCGGGGAAAAACGCAGGGACGACAACCUUUCGUCGCAUCGCCCCCAAAGUGCCGCCCGGAUCAGAAGCCGGGACAGAUUCCUCCUCUGGAUCAGUGGGAGAUGCCACUAAUCAAACACCUCUCACUAGAGCUUCAGAGGACGUUUUGUCCAAGUGCAAGAAAGCAGCUGCUCAGGACCACGUGCUGCUGGUGGAGGGAGAGAAGAAAUACGCCUGCAAAAUCUGCUGUAAGACCUUCAUGAACUUGACUGACUGUAAGAAGCACAUUCGUGUCCACACAGGAGAAAAGCCGUAUCCCUGUCCAAAGUGCGGCAAACGCUUCAGCCAGUCCUCCCAUCUGUACAAACACUCCAAGAACACGUGUCUAAACUGGAAAGAUGAUCAGUCCUUCCCAGACUCUCUGCUCUGACCUGUGGAUCUGGAUGAAGACACAACUUAACAUAACUUAUUUAUCAACAGAAAAACAACCAAUUCUUUUUUGUGUGAUAUGAAAUUAAAGUCUGUUUUCUUAUGUUUUUUUUCCUUUAGCUUUUUCUGUCUUCAACAUUGCUGUUUUAUUUUUAAUAUUCCAUAAAAUUAAACAUAAAAUGUAGUCAGAAUGAUCUCAAAGAAUGACCAUUGCACCUAAUGUGAUGACAAUAAAUUAUACUUUUGACCAUUUUUA
This is a messenger RNA of Amphiprion ocellaris (clown anemonefish), 2666 nucleotides long. Its product is annotated as zinc finger and BTB domain-containing protein 5-like. Lineage: Eukaryota; Metazoa; Chordata; Actinopteri; Pomacentridae. Gene Ontology annotation, molecular function: DNA-binding transcription factor activity, RNA polymerase II-specific; protein binding; RNA polymerase II cis-regulatory region sequence-specific DNA binding. The record is from RefSeq and is a predicted model, not a curated record. Gene Ontology annotation, cellular component: nucleus. The transcript has a single exon. Gene Ontology annotation, biological process: regulation of transcription by RNA polymerase II. Bases 414 to 2411 code for a protein of 665 amino acids.